Scomber japonicus (chub mackerel) is the source of this 2777-nucleotide messenger RNA. RefSeq names its product anoctamin 5a (gene ano5a). Gene Ontology annotation, molecular function: protein dimerization activity; chloride channel activity. Lineage: Eukaryota; Metazoa; Chordata; Actinopteri; Scombriformes; Scombridae. Gene Ontology annotation, biological process: chloride transmembrane transport. Gene Ontology annotation, cellular component: plasma membrane. Bases 39 to 2777 code for a protein of 912 amino acids. The transcript is spliced from 20 exons. The record is from RefSeq and is a predicted model, not a curated record.
CCAAAAGCCACGGCUUGGAAAAACACUAGCGACUCAACAUGCAGCGAAUAACGGGAAGAACUGGAGAUGAUAGUUUAAUAGAGAUGAGCCCGACAGAGUCUUAUAAUGAUGAUGUAAACGGCUACCACCAAAAUGACUCAUAUAGUGGAGAGUCGUUCCAGCAGGGACCGUCAAUGAUUGACAAGCAACAACAAAGUAAAGACUCUGUGUUCUUCCGUGAUGGAAAGCGCAGGGUGGAUUUUGUCCUGUCCUACGUUGACGACAAAGAUGGUGAGAGGAAACAGGAGAGGAGGAAGGUGUAUGAAGCCAAUCUGGAAAAUGUUGGCCUGGAGCUGGAGACGGAAGAUAAAUCAGAGUCAGAAGAUGGAAGAACGUAUUUUGUUAAGGUCCAUGCUCCGUGGGAAGUGUUGGCCACCUACGCACAAGUCCUAAAGAUCAAGGUCCCGUUCAAGGUCAACGACAUCACAAACCACAAGGAGAUGCCAAUGAACUGGCUUUCCACUCCCUUUCGUCUGCCGGAGCACAUCAUGCAGCCUGAGCCGGACUUCUUCACGGCUCCCUUCAACAAGAGCAAGUCUGACUUCUUCCUUAUCGACGACAAAAACACUUUCUUCCCCCCUUCGACUCGCAACAGGAUAGUCUACUAUAUCCUGGCCCGAUGUUCAUACGUAAAUGAACAAUGUAGAGAUAAAGACAAGAAGGGAAUCAAGAGGUUACUCAACAAUGGCACCUACACUGCUGCCUUCCCGCUGCACGAUUCUAGAUAUUGGAAAAGAUCGAAGGAUCCUAACUGCGAAAGUGAAAGGUUCAGUCUCUACAAACACUGGGCCAGAUUCUUUUGUUUCUUCAAAGAGCAGCCGCUCAACCUUAUAAGGAAGUAUUAUGGGGAGAAGAUUGGUAUUUAUUUUGCGUGGCUGGGGUUCUACACUGAGAUGCUGCUGUUUGCUGCAAUCGUAGGAACACUUUGUUUCGUCUACGGAGUCUUUACCUACGAUGACAAUCAGUGGAGUAAAGAAAUAUGUGAUGCGAACAUUGGAGGCAAUAUUAUCAUGUGUCCGCUGUGUGACAAGAAAUGUAGCUACUGGAAACUCAACUCGACAUGCAACUCCUCAUGGCAAUCACAUCUAUUUGACAAUGUGGGAACAGUGUUUUUUGCCAUAUUCAUGGGGAUUUGGGUGACGCUGUUCCUGGAGUUUUGGAAGAGGCGGCAGGCCCGUCUCGAGUACGAGUGGGAUCUGUUUGACUUUGAGGAGGAGCAGCAACAACUCCAGCUUCGACCAGAGUAUGAGACCAAGUGCACCAACCGCAAGAUGAACCGCAUCACUCAGGAAAUGGAGCCUUACUUACCCAUAACAAGCAAGUGUGCACGCACAUGUCUGUCUGGAGCCACCGUCCUGUUCUGGAUCUCAUUGAUCAUUGCCUGCAUCAUGGGAGUGAUAGCAUAUCGUCUGGCCGUAUAUGCAGCCUUCGCCAGCAUCAUGAAGGACAGUCCCACCUCCAAUCUGCAUGUGGUUGGUCCCUACAUCACUCCACAGCUGGCCACCUCUGUCACCGCCUCCUGCAUCAACUUUGUCAUCAUCAUGAUCCUCAACCUCAUGUAUGAAAGAGUGGCUGUUUGGAUCACUGACAUGGAAAUUCCAAAGACCCAUCUGGAGUACGAGAACAAACUGACAGUGAAGAUGUUCCUCUUCCAAUUUGUCAACUAUUACUCGUCCUGCUUCUAUGUGGCCUUUUUUAAGGGCAAGUUUGUCGGCUAUCCUGGAGAUUACGCUUAUAUGUUUGGCAAGUGGAGCAACCUGAGGAAUGAAGAGUGUGACCCCGGUGGCUGUUUGAUUGAGUUGACCACCCAGCUGGUAAUUGUGAUGACUGGUAAACAGGUGUGGGGCAACAUCCAAGAGGCUCUGGUCCCGUGGUUGAUGAACUGGUGGGGCAGCAGGAAGUCACGAAGCCAUCCAGAGAGUCUGUACAGCCGCUGGGAGCAAGACCAUGACCUGCAGAGCUUUGGACAGCUGGGUCUCUUCUACGAGUACCUGGAAAUGGUGAUCCAGUUUGGUUUCAUCACGCUGUUUGUUGCCUCCUUUCCUCUGGCACCCCUGCUGGCACUUUUCAACAACAUCAUCGAGGUCAGAGUGGACGCCUGGAAGCUCACCACUCAGUUCAGACGUCCUGUGGCAGCCAAGGCCCACAGCAUCGGGGCCUGGCAAGAAAUCCUCAAUGGGAUGGCCGUCCUCUCUGUUGUUACGAAUGCAUUCAUUGUGGCCUUCACCUCUGAUAUGAUUCCUCGACUUGUGUACAUGUAUGCCUACCACGGUGAACUGAAUAUGAAAGGCUACAUAAACAACAGCUUGUCUGUUUUCAAUAUCUCAGAGUUCAAAGUAGACAACAGGCCCGAGGAUGGGGAGAACCCCGCAUGGUUCAACAGCUCCAUCACCAAUUGCAGGUAUCGUGAUUACCGCUACCCUCCUGGCCAUGAGAAGCAGUACGCCCACACUAUGCAGUUCUGGCACAUAUUGGCUGCCAAGCUGGCUUUCAUCAUCAUCAUGGAGCACGUCGUGUUUCUGGUCAAGUUCUUUGUUGCCUGGAUGAUUCCCGAUGUUCCCUCUGAUGUGAGGGCUCGAGUAAAGAGAGAGCGUUACCUGGUCCAGGAGUAUCUCCACAACUAUGAAGUGGAGAAGCUGAAGAUCCAACUCAGCCAAGUCGGCAGCAAUGAGUGUAACUGCACGCCCAUGAUUUAUCCGUCUAUAUCCAAAAAUGAAAUGGUGCCAGAGUGUCUCUAG